AUGCUGCUCCUGCUAGAGUUACUGGUUACCAUUUCGGUCAUUUCUGCUCAGCCAGGAAUCGGACCACCAUAUCAGCCACCAUCGAGUCAGCCCCCGACUCCUCCACGCCCACCAACAAGACGAACCUCUCCUCCACCUGUAACCCUGUACACUCCGCCAGUAACCUCACCACCGUAUCAAGACACAUCAUCACUACCAUACUGUAAUCCAACGCCAUCACCUCCUGGGACUCCACCUUAUUCAUCACCAGGAACACGAACUUCGGGUCCGCCUACUCCUACUCCGUUCACUAGAACUCCGCCUACUCCUCCUUACUCUGGAACACCGCCUACUCCUACUCCCUUCACUAGAACGCCGUCUACUCCUCCCUACACUCAGCCUACACCAACACCAACCCAGUAUGUGUCGCCAACACAAACACGGUACAGCCCUCCUGCAACAACAUCUACCCCUGGAUAUUCUCCUUCACCAACUCCAGCCAACUAUCCUACCCAAACCUCGCCUCCAGUGACCCAGUAUACACCUCCGCCUACUCAGUACACUCAACCUCCUCCUGGUGGUGCAGUGACAAACCAGCAAAUGCAGGCAGCGAUCACAAGCUGUUCUUCGACGUGUUCAUCUUUGGCGUCGCGUGGGAGAGAUGCGGUCAGCAUCGACUUACUGCGGAAAAUAGCCAAUGCUCUGAACUCGAUUCGGAGCCUCACCUACGACCAAUCAACCCUGACUUCGUUGACGCCAGCUAUCAACAGAAUGCAAAGAGCGGAAAAGUUGUUGAGUCCUGCUCGCAGAACCAUGGGAUCCAUGUCCAUCUAG
Messenger RNA from Cooperia oncophora, 813 nucleotides. Lineage: Eukaryota; Metazoa; Nematoda; Chromadorea; Rhabditida; Trichostrongylidae. The record is from the annotation of a GenBank genome assembly.